CACGACACCAUGAUGAUGAAGGGUGGAGCUGGACGCGAUGAAUGAGAGGAUCUCCGUCAUCACGGGGUCGGCCCCCCUGGUUCCCCUCUGCAGCGGAUGAGAGAACCCCGGGGAACGCGGCGCCCCUGUGACCGGAGGAGGGCUGGCUUCUCCCCGGCUGCUGACCUCCUGCUCCGGGGACAGAUCCUGCCACCACCCGGCGUCACCUCUCCUCCCGCGGGCUGAGAGCCACGGAGCCCAUCGAUGCGUCCGGCGGCCCCUGAUGCUCUCCAGUGCUCCGGGGCUUUCCGGUCGGUGGGAGAGGCUCGAGCCGCGGCCGCGCGCUAGGAUGCUGCGCCAGGUGUUGCACGCGGGCCUGCGGACCUCCUUCCACGCGCUGGGCCGGUUCGUGGCGAGCCACCCGGUGUUCUUCGCCUCGGCGCCCGUGCUCCUCUCCAUCCUGCUCGGCGCCAGCUUCAGCCGGUACCGCGUGGAGGAGGACGUGGAGAACCUGCUCGCACCCAAGCACAGCCUGGCCAAGAUCGAGGGCAACCUGGUGGACAGCCUGUUCCCGGUGAACCGAUCCAAGCACGCGCUCUACUCGGACCUGCAGACGCCCGGUCGGUACGGGCGCGUGAUCGUCACCAGCCGAAAGGGGAGCGUGCUGGACCCGGGUCACCUGGACAUCAUACUGAAGCUCCACAGGCGGAUCUACCAGAUGCAGGUGACGGUCCCGGCCUCAGGCCUCAACAGCUUCAACUACUCCUUCUCCUACCUCUGCCUCCCGGACGACAAGAACGUCUGCAUCAUCGAUGACAUCAUCCGCGCCAUGGAGGAGAUCCAGUCAGCUCGCGCCUCCAACAUCUCCGCCCCGGUCCUGCGCUACCCGAUCACGCAGCUGGCGGACGGGCGCCAGGCGUACAUCGGACACCAGCUGGGCGGGGUGCAGGGGUGGGGUCCCAGCGGGGCGGUGCGAGGUCUGGGGACGGGGGGCAAAGGCGAAGGCGUGCGCUCUGCCCGGGCGCUGCAGCUCACCUACUACCUCCAAGCCCGAGGCGGCCUCAUGGACCGGGUGGCCGGCCAAUGGGAGAAGGCCUUCUGUGCAGAGUUGCAGCACUUUGCGGCGUUGCACCCGAAGAUGGGGCUCUACCCCUCCACUUCCUCUUCUCUGAGGACAGACUUCCAGUUCUCGUCGGUGUUGGCACAUCGCCCCCUGUUGGUCAGCUUGGGGGCGUGCGGCGUGUUGGCCGUCCUCUGCUGCUCUAUGAGGGACUGCGUGAGGUCCAAACCCUGGUUGGGACUCCUGGCUUUGCUGUCGAUCACACUGUCGGGCCUCACUGCUGCUGGGAUACUGAACCUGACCGGGGCCACCUACAACUCCACGUACCUGGGAAUCCCCUUCGUCAUGCUGGGUCACGGGCUCUUCGGCUCCUUCGAGAUGCUGUCCUCGUGGAGACGGACGCGGGAGGACCAGCACGUGAAGGAGCGCGUGGCGAGCGUCUUUGAGGACGUCAUGCUGCGGUUCUCCGGCUCCACCAUGCUCCACCUGAUGACCCUGGGCCUGGCCGCCUCGCCGCUCACCAACAUGGAGGCCGUCAGACUGUUCUGCCGCACCGCCGCCUUAGCCGUCACCAUCAGCUAUGUUUACAUGUUGUCCUUCUACAGCUCCUGCCUGGUGUUCACCGGCUACCUAGAGACGGGAUACCGACACGGCUGCUUCUGCCGGAGAGUCCCCAAACCGGACCGGCUGGACUCUAAACCGGCCUGGUACAGGUGUCUGAUGUACACCCGCUACCAGGACGAGACUCAAACCACCACUGCACCACACGGGGUCGCACACAGUCACGCCCCCCCACCGAAUCCUAACCUGACGCACACGCACACACACCCUCACACCGCAAACAACCACAACUCACACGGACACGAACAUGUGGAGACCGCCACGCACGUACACCCUCCCUCGCACACACAGUCCACGCUCAGCGCGGAGCCUCACCCUCAGGACUCUCACCUCUUGCUGGGGUGCGUGAGGCGCUGCUAUGGGGACUGGAUCACAAACACUUACGUCAAACCCUUUGUUGUUCUGCUCUACCUGGUUUACAUCUCCUUUGGAUUGAUGGGCUUUCUGCAGGUGACGCAGGGUUCGGACCCCAGUGCGCUGGUGGCCAUGGAUACAACGACAGUAUUGUACACCCGGGCCCAGCAGCGGUAUUUCAGCUCGUACUCCCCCGUCAUUGGAUUUUAUAUCUACGAAAGCGCCCCCUACUGGAAUGCCUCAGUGCAGCGGGACCUGCUGGAAUACGCCAAAGGCUUCCAGAGAAUCAGCUGGCUGGAGGCGUACCUGAACUACCUGUCGGACCGCAACCAGUCCACCAGCCAGCCGCGGGAAAACUUCACCCACACGCUCCGCCACGCCUUCCUCCACGAGCCGCAGUUCGCCCACUUCGCAGACGACAUCAUAUUUGCGGAGCGCGGUCAGGGCGAGGAGCCGGACGUGGCGGCGUCGAGGAUCUUCCUGGUGGCGAAGACGACGGAGAACAAGCGUGAGGAGAUGUCGGUGCUGCUGGACACGCUGCGGCGCUUGUCACUGACCUCGCGCGUUCGCUUCCUGAUCUUCAACCCCUCCUUCGUCUACCUGGACCGCUACGCUGCCGCGGUGAGCUCCCCCCUCAGACACUCACUGCUGGCGGUGCUCUUCCUGUUGGGUCUGUCCUCGCUGGCCGUGGUGGAGCCGCUGGUCUCCGUCUGGCUGGGCCUCACCCUGCUCUCCGUGCAGUUCGGCGUGCUGGGCUUCAUGACCUUGUGGGGCGUGGAGCUGGAUUGCAUGUCCGUGUUGUGUCUGAUCUCGGCGUUGGGCCACUCGGCGGACUGCAGCGGGCCCCUCCUCUGCGGCUUUGCCUCGGGCCGGGGCGAGAGCAGGACUCGCUGGGUGAGAGUGGCGCUGGAGCGACACGGAGUUCCCUCGCUACAGACGCUCAUCUGCUACGGCGCCGCCCUGGUGCCGGUCGGCUCCGUGCGGUCCAACCUCACACACACACUGUUCCGCUGCCUCACCCUCACGGCCGGAUGCUCGGCGCUGCACACGCUGGCGUUCCUGCCCACCCUCCUCACCUUCCUGCCCCCCUCCAAGACCCAGGGCCAAGGGCCCGGAGGCGAGGGGCCGAGACAGGAGGUGGAGUGUGUGGAAAUGAACGACAGCACGCGAGUGGUCGACCAGAUCACCACAGUCUGAUCACACGCUGGUGUUGUGUCUUUCAGGCCCCCGGUUGCGAUGGCGACCGGCGAGCGGUUGAUUGUAGUAGCCGCACACUGCAGACAAGAUGAAGAGAGGAAGAAACGGAGGAGAACGAGGGGAGGGAGAACAGAGUGUGAAGGUCGAGAGAGAAGUGAAGGAGAGUAGGUUACCUGCUUGUUGCUAGCGCUGUGUGGCAUGUUAACGAGGCUCGUUUUCUUGAGUGGCCAAUCAGGAGUCGAGGAUGGGCUGAGGUCAGGCCCCCCGGGAUGUGACCCUGCGACAGAGGAAGUGUUGCACUUUUCGCUCGUCUCCAAGACUUUGCUUUGUAUCCGAUCACAUUGUUUGGCUCCUGCUUUCUGUCCCACAUUAUCAAGUUGCACAAGUUCAGCUACAACGACAUGAGGCAUCAUCUGUAUAACUCCAGUCUUUCUACUUUAAUUCUGGACAAAUAAAAUCAA
Messenger RNA from Platichthys flesus (European flounder), 3672 nucleotides. RefSeq names its product patched domain containing 1 (gene ptchd1). Gene Ontology annotation, cellular component: plasma membrane; synapse. The coding region runs from base 263 to 3211 and encodes 982 amino acids. The transcript has 5 exons. NCBI's taxonomy places the organism in Eukaryota, Metazoa, Chordata, Actinopteri, Pleuronectiformes, Pleuronectidae. Gene Ontology annotation, biological process: cognition; chemical synaptic transmission. The record is from RefSeq and is a predicted model, not a curated record.